Messenger RNA from Saccostrea echinata, 8664 nucleotides. RefSeq names its product trichohyalin-like. The transcript is spliced from 43 exons. Gene Ontology annotation, cellular component: microtubule organizing center. The record is from RefSeq and is a predicted model, not a curated record. Lineage: Eukaryota; Metazoa; Mollusca; Bivalvia; Ostreida; Ostreidae. Bases 94 to 7755 code for a protein of 2553 amino acids.
GCAAUUAACCAUUUUAAAGAUGGCGGAAAGUUGAAAACUUUCAAAGAACAGAAAGAAGCAUGAUUCUACCUUGAUAAAACCAGGUUAAAAAGAAUGAACAGAUCGAAGUUGUACAAUGCAACUUUACCGUUAAGUGCUGAUGACAGUUUGAACACAGAUAAAUUACAAAUGGAUCUAAACUCUGGACCUUACUUAGAGUACCCUGAUGGGACUGUGCCAAUGGUAACCAAGAUGAACACAGGGCGGAUGUCACCAGUUCGGUCCAGGACCAUGAAGGAAUAUGAUACACAAAUAACAGAAUUAAAGAAAGAAAACUUUAAUUUAAAACUGAGGAUUUAUUUCAUGGAGGAGAGAAUGCAGCAAAGGCUAGGAGAUGGAGACGAUGUGUUUAAAAUUAAUAUUGAACUAAAAGUAGAAGUGGAGACCUUAAAGAAGGAACUGAAAGAAAAACAAGAAUUAUUGAAAAAAGCCUCUGAAGCCAUAGAAACAUUGUCCACAAAACGUGAAGAAGACCUACAAGAAAUGCGCCGAGAAAUGGAGGAGGAAAUGAAUGAAGUCAGGCAGAGGCUGGAAGAGGAAGUGGAGUGUAAAAAGAAGGAGGUUGAAGCUUCCCAGAAGUCCCUACAGGAGGCUACUCAUCAGCUGGCUGACCUGGAGAACCGGAAUGAACAACUUCUAAUGGAGAUUCGGCAACUGGAACAAUCCAAGGAGAUCCAGAUGCAGUCAUUAAAGGAAGAUUUGGAUGCACAAAAAAGGGAGCUGGAAGCUCAAAUUGAGGAGAAUCAGAAGAACUUAGGACAAGCGGACCAUCUUCAGAGGAUUAAAGAGGACCUAGAGGAAAAAGUGGAAAUGUUGGAGAAAGAGUUGUCAAGAAAAGACCGGGAUAUGGAGCAUUUGUCAUGUAUUGUCAAAGACACCACACAGGUAGAAAGUGAGUCCUUCCUGGCCCCCCGCCAUUUACAGGAUGAAGUGGAUGAUCAAAGAUCUGAAUUAGAUACCUUGAAAACUAAAGUGGAAGAUCUGAAGGAGGAUGCAGAGAAAAAGAAUGAGAUGAUUGGAAAACUUGAAGAUCUGUUGAAAGCAAACGAAGAAGAAAAGAAAGAUGCUUUGAGGAAGUUAAAAGAGGCAGACAACAAAUUAAAAAAGCAUGAAGACUUACAACCAGUGUGGAACUCCACUGUAAAAGGUCUACACCAGGACCUUAGGAAGAGAAAUAAAGAGGUCGAUGAUUUGAAGGAUAAACUAGAGAGAAAGGAAGAGGAACUUAGACGAUGUCAGGAUGAAUUGCACACCUUGUCUGUCCAAAAACAAAAGGAGCUAGACAAACAGCAUGAAGACCUUACGUUUUUAGAAGACAGUUUGUCCAGCAUGAAACUACAUCUAAAGGAACGAGAGCUGGAAGUAGAGAAUCUGCUGAAAACUCUGGGUAAGAAGGAGGGAGAAUUGGAGGGAUUCAAAGAGCUAUUGAACAAGGCAGAGACAGCACUACGGCAGAGUGAAGAUGCUGUGCAGGACCUCCAGUGUCAACUGAGGAAAGAGAAGGAAAUUGCCUCAGAGGAUUACAGAUCUCAACAUUUACAGUUCAAGAUAGAUGACUUGGAGGCCCAGCUUCAUACCAAGGAUAAGAUUAUACAACAGCUAUCAGACAAUCUGAAGGAUAAAGAGAGACAGAUGCAGCAGUGUAUGGAGAUCUUCAGACCCACCCCACAGGAGGACAGCUCCAUUAAGGACAAAUGGAUCAGAGAGUUACAGAACAGACUUCAAGAGAAGGAAAAGGCUGUCGAGGAAGCUUUGAAUGAGAGAAUGAAACUAGCGGAUGACAAGGAUGCAGAAAUCCGACAACUGAGAAGAGAGGUCCGUGACAAAGAACAUGAGAUGGAGCGAGCCAAUCAGAUGUUGCUUACAGCAGAACAGACCAUUGAGUGUCUUGAGAAAGAGGGAGAUGAGAAGGAUAAAACUCUGAAACAGCUGACAAACUCGUUGAAGGUCUCCCAGAAAUCUCUUCAGGAUGCUUUGGAAGAACACAAACAAGAGCUUAAGGAGAAAGAAAAUGAGAUAGAAAGAUUGAAGAAAGGAAUGAAAAUUUCAGAAGGAGAACUACAGGGAGCAGAAAAUGCAGACACAAUGAACAGUUUGUUGAGGAAAUUACGUGACAAGGAUGAGGCUCUACUGAAACAAGCAGAGAAACACGACACUGAAAUGAACAAGCUAGACAAGGAAAUUCACAAUCUCAAAACUGAGCUGGCUCAAGUCCAGAGGGAGCUACAGUCAGUGGAAAAUAGAUGUGGCUGGUCUGAAAAACGGAGUCAAGACACUCUGGAUGAUUUGAGAGAGACACUUAAGGAGAAAGAUAAAGUUAUUGAGGCCUUAGUUGCAAGUGGAAAAGAGAAGGAGAGAUUGAUUGUAGAACUACGAGGUUUGCACUCCAACGCAGACACCAUCAGUCUCCAAUUCCAAAUAGAAAAACUGAAAAAUGAACUGCAGGACAAAAAUGAUUUACUUGAUUCAUGGACGUUUGAUGAAAAUGAACAAGUUAUCAGUCGAAGGAUAGAAAAUUUACAAUCGGAACUUGAAGCUGCAAAAGAUGAUCUUCAACAGGCUCUAAAGAGAGAAGACAUCCUAACAAAGGAAUUGAAUGAUCUCAGACAGAAGGAAGUUUCAUCCCAAAACAGAGCGGGAGAAAAUCACAAAGUUGAAAUAGAGGUACGAAACGUCUGUGAACAUCACUCAAGUCCAGGGAAAUCCGAGAAAGUGUCAACAGGAGAAGGUCAAAAGUUGAAAGAAACUCUGGAAAAACAGCUGUCAGAGCUAGAAAAACUUGGUGAUACAAUAAAGAGAGAAAGGCAGAUUAUCCUAAACUUGAAUGAAAAUGAACCAAAGCUCAGUGGUGCAAUCAGUGAGGAUUUGGCCAAGGAACUGAAGACUGUGCGAGAUUUGCGGAAGGACUUGGAGGAGAUUUUGGACAAAAAUAACAAAAUGACUCUAAAUUUGGAGCAGCAGUACAUACUGUACAAUAGAAGGUUUACUGACGAUUAUACCACAGGAAUUAUGAGUGAGCUGAACUCAGAUCUAGAUUCACUAAAGAGGGAGCUGGAACAGAAAAAGGUGGAAAAUAACACUCUGUUGGCCCAGCUCUAUGACAUCAAGUAUAGCCAUAAGGACCAUGAUGCUAUGCAUGAAUCAGGGCAGACGUCACCUAGGAGUGAGACUCGAUGGAGCAUGACAUCCAGCUCAAGUUCCUCUUCUUCACCGGAGUUUGAUGUUCCUCUGAAUCGGCAGACAUUGUCAGACAUGAGCGCCCCCAUGUUGAGGAGGUACAUCAGGCAGAUCCAGAAACAGCUGGAUAUUUCUGCCCAUGAGAAAGAUGAACUGCAAGAAAGAUUGAACCUCUCACAGAGAGUGAACGCUCGGGAAAUUCCUGGGAAAAAUGAGGAUGAUUUCAAUAGCGUUCCUCAUCUUAGAAUGGAAGUUCAGAGUUUGAAAGGCAAAUUGGCAGCGGUAGAAAGUGAUCUGAAAGUAUUACGGCAAAAGUUUGGAUUAGACAAGGACAUGCCAUGCAAAUAUUCUGAACUCCCAAAUGUACCUGAUCUACAGAGAGAAAAUGUCAAACUGAGAAAUGAUUACAGGAAUGCUUUGGAUAAAGUCUCUUCUUUGCAAGAACACAUUGACAGUUCAUUAAAAUUGCACAAAGAACAGUUGGAUAAAUUCAGUCAAACAGUGGCUUGGAGUGGUAUGAUUCCACCCCUUGGGCCCAAAUCAACAGAUCUGAAGUGUCAAAGCAAAAAGGUUCCCAGUCAGAUACCCAGGCUCCAUAAACCUGGACACCCUGUCAAUGGGGAUCACUCUCAUCUUCAGAAACCAGAAAUCUUGAGAGAAAUGUUGUCUGAGUCUAAAAAUAGAAUCAGUGACCUGGAGGCCAAGUUAGAGGCUACUGAGGGGACAGUAAGAAUUCAGACACAAAAAAUGAAGCAUUACAAGUCCAUUCUGGAAGAGCAUGGCCUGAUGGCCAAAAGCCCAUGCAUCAGCCGCUCUCAUAGUGAGACUAAUCUGGCUGCUGCCACAGCAACUACCUCCAAGAUACCUGUCAGAAAAAGAGCCAUGUCAAUUGAGCAUCUGAAUGCUGUGGGAAAAUCUGAUUUAGAGGGACAGACAAGACAUGUCAGCGACAGUAGUGAGGGAUCCCAGGAGAGCACACUGCUUCCCUCCCAGACAUUAUUAGACCUCCAGGAGAGAAUGGCCUUCUUACAACAGAGCCUGCAGGAGACCAAGAACAACAACUCUGAACUGCAACAAAAACUCCAGGCCAAGCAACACUCUGAUCAAACUAUUGCAGAAUUAAAAUUCCAGCUUGGACAGAGCAGGGAAACAAUUGUGGCCCUGGAAAAGCAGCUGAAGUCUUAUCAAGGGUCUUCUAUGCAAGAAGUGCUGGAAUUGCAGAGAGAUGAGAUAGCUGUUUUAAGAAAAAGGUUGUGUGAUUCCCAAAAUUCUUGUGUUCAGUUAAAUCGAUGGUUGGGUGACUUGAAUGUGUAUUUGGAUGGGCUGACGGAAGACGAGUAUGGAAGUAUCAAACAGAAAGUCCAACAGACCCAAAAGGUGGCUAAGUCACUCACACAUCUUCUAGAUUCAGAUAGUGAUGACUCUGGGAAUGAAGGAAGUAAACUUUUGAGAGGAAACUAUUCACCAGUAAAAUCUCCAAAGAGAGAAGCAAAAAGACAUGCUGAGGAGUUGGAGGUCAAGGAAACAGAAAUAAAAUCAUUGAAGGAGGAAUUGGAAGAAAAGAAAGCUUUCAUUGGUCGAUUGAACACCAAUCUAUUAAUAGCCCAGAGGCAGUUAUUGAACUGGCAAGACUGUGGAAAGGGAUCAUCCACUUCUGGUACAAGUGCUGCUGAUGGAAAUGUCUUCGAAAGCAAUCGCCAGAGACCAAGGGACAUCUUCCUUAGAGAUAGUCUGUCCCCUGCUUCACAGACAUCAAACAGACUGCCUGGAGAUCAUGAGAAUUCGAUAGAGAAAGUGAGGCAUAGUAGUGAGAGGACUCAGAGUUCUAGGAGGUCCUCUGAUGAUAUAGAGGUGCAGGACACCACAGUGACUUCUACUCAUACACAGGGUUCUGUGCAUUCUCACAAAGAACCUAUCAGUGGUAAGGCUGAUCGGAUGGACUUUGGACCAAACGUUACCACUCCCUUAGGCCUGUAUACGUUUAACUCUGAUGAGCGUUUGUAUGGUAAUGCCAGAUUUGCUGAUAGAGACAUGUUUGAUCAGACUCUGCCUGUGAAUGGACAUAGUGAAAUGUCUUUCAUGGAAAAUAGGGAUUUCUUUGAAAAUGUGAGUAAGUACAGUGAGUUAGAUGACACUCGUGUGACUCAGCGAUCAAGUUUCAUGAACAGGAGUGUGACUGUUCAGAGUGAGAACCAGCAGUUGAAAUCACGGUUAAAUGUUAUGGAGGACUUGAACAAGACCCUGAAGGAUGAACUUCAGGCAUAUGAAAACUUGUGUUCAUCUAUUGGUAUUCAGAGCUCACCAAGGAAGUCUCCACGGAAGUCAUCAGAGGACGGGGAUCUGUUGAGGGAGCAUCUGUUGGAAAUUCGAGCUCUGCGAAUCAAGCUGGAGAAAUCCCUGAAAGACAGUGAGAAACUGAGCCAGAAGCUACAGCAGGAUAUGGAUGAGUCCCAUGCCUCAAGUAAUACUACCAAUGUGUAUAUGUACAGCCAACAUCAGGCCCAUAUCAAUGAGUUACAAAGGGCCAUCGACAAGCUGAAGACACAGUUAAGAGAGAAGGAAAACAGCAUCACAGAGAAAAUCACCAUCAUCAGAGAAAAAGAGAGGAUCAUCCACGAAACCAAAACCAUCAUCACCGAGAAAGAAAAGAGGAUCGGCGAAGUCUUACAGGAGAAGGAAGAGCAGACGCGAUCCAGUCAGCAGACGUUAGUGGUACAGCAGAGGCGGAUAGAGAAACAGGACGAGACCAUUCAGCAGCUGAGGGAGAAGCUGGAUCUUCAGGUGGAAAGUCUUCAUCAGCAGGAGUCCAAACUGAAGGAACAGUAUGAGGUCAUUCAAAAACAGGAGCUUCUGUUGGCAGAGGUUAGAGGUAAUUUAGCCUGCAAAGAGUCAACAUUAGAAAAGCAGUAUGAGCUUCUCCAACAGCAGGACCUGCAGAUAGAUAAACAGAAGGAAUUGAUAGACCAGAAGGACAAGAGUUACCGAUCACUGGAGGAGGAGCUGGAGACUGUGACCAGCCAAAUCCGACACUUACAGAGGACUGCUGAGGGGUCAGUGGACCAGGAGGAGUCGGGGACACAGACCCUGAAGGACAAAGUGGAGAAGCUGGAAAAGACGGUCAGCUCUCAGAACAAGAAGAUGAAACAGCAGGAACAAUGGCUGACCGAGAAAGAUAAGACCAACUACAAACUACAGCAGAUCAGGGACAGGCUGGACGAGAACCUUAAAAAGUCAUCUAAAGAGAUCAAAAGAUUAAAAGAAGAGAUGAGGACUUUGAGGGAUCAAGUCCAGGAAAACAAAGAUCUGAAUAAAACUCUGAAGCUAGAAUUAAGUGUCUAUGAAAAAUUGGAGAACACAGAGAAUCAAGGCUGGAGCAAUGGCAAUGGCAAACAGGACAGCUUUGACAUGAGGGAGUUCCUCACUGAACUCCGCCAUCUUAGAACACAACUGGAGAGGUGUAUAGAAACCAACAACGAACUGAGGAAGAAACUGGAAGAACAUCUGUAUGCCAAGAGUCAGCGACAGAGAAUAUCAAAGACAAACAUUUACCAUGUCAAAGACCCCAGUCCUGUUACAUCUCAGGGUACUGAUGCACCUGAUGGACUGCCGAGUGUGGAGCAGAAGUCGGGUGGGUUCAGAAGUAACCAUGAGUCUGUAGAAAUUUUUAGAGGCACUGCUGAUCAAGAUUCCAUGAAAAGUCUGUCUCAGGAUUCAUGUAUCAGUGAUUGUGCCUCAGGAACUUCAUCAGAUCUCGGAAAACCAGGAUUUGGAAUAGCAACCUGGCCUCUUACAGCUGACAAUCCACUGAAGGUUGUAGAGAGCCUGUCUAGUCCUGGAGGGACCUUCCAUAGGACACACUGCAGCAUGGCAUCAUCCAGACUUCACCAGUCUGAUGGAAAUCUGUCAUACUAUGUACAAGACUCGCCAAGUGUACUGGCUGACAUGACCUCCCAAAAGGUGGACUCAGAUCUGAGAACUUUGUUUGCCAUUGGAAAACUGGAUGAUUUUGAAAAGUUGAAGAAAGAAAACGGAGAAUGUGCAGUUGUGCUUAGAGGAAUAGAAGCACGGAUUCAUGACAGGUUGAAGAUCUUCCGCAAUAUGUCUCCAAGGGAGAGUAUGGAGUACAGUACUCUGAAGGAACUCUCUCUGAGUGUGGAGAAUUUACGCAUCUGUCUGAAUGAGGAAAAGUCCCUCCUCAGCUGUUUCUGGACCAGCUCCCUCCCCAAGGAAGGCGUGGAGUCAAAGCUUCUGUUUGAGAAUGAAUCUCUGAAAAAUGAGAUAACAGCAAUCAAGUCCAAAUACUCAUUUUUGACUCAGUUUGUUCACAGUGCUGAGGAGAGACUCCAUGCAACGAAUCAACAGAAACAAAACAUGGAGGAUUUCAUCUAUAGGCAAUUAAAAAAGACUACCAAAGUAAUGGUGCAUGCCCGUGGAAACUUUGAGAAAAAGUUGCUGCACUCUGGACCGGAAGAUAAACCCGAAAAUCAAAGAAAGUCCCGAGGAUAUAAAGGAGACCCUUCAGUGUAUUCCGAUAAAUAACAAUUAUGAACAGGUACUCACGUACCAUUAGGGGGAACAAAAUGUGGGCAUCAUUAUCAAAAAAUGUUCAGUGCAGUUUCUCAAAAGAAAAAUGCAUACACAUUGAAGCAUUUGUGAUACACUGAUAUUCAUGUGUACACAGUUUGCGACAAAAAUAAUGUAGUGCAAUGACACAUGGUAUAGACAUAUAUAGAAAACCAGCAGCAUGGAUCUUCCCAUUAACUCGUAUCAAUGCCUGCAGUGGUCACUGCCUUCAAAGAGUUCAUCUGAGAGAAAAUUCUGGAUAAGUACUCAAAACUGCAGACACCUUGUCUUAAGUGUAUCAGAAAAACUGGAGCAUGCUUUCAGUACUUUACAAUGUCGAGUUUAUCCGAUGUGCCAAUGACUUAUUAUUUUGUGUUGUUUUUUGCAUGUUGUGUUAAAUGUAUUUUUUUUUAUCACUUAAUCAUUACUACAAUAUCAUUAUAUUUUUUUUUCUCCCGUUGAAAACUUCUUAGUUUAAAAUGCAUAUUUUUUCUUUUCUUUUUAUAACUGCAUUCAUUUACUCAUAUUAUGGGACCAAAUGUAUUUGGUAGAAAACAGACAUUUUGAUAUAUUUUCAUGAACAUCUGAUUGAUUUUUUUUUUCCAUGAAUGAAGCUGAUAUAGUAAAUUCAGCAAGUCUUCCUGUACAGAGAUUGAAAUAUCUCAUGUGCAAUACAUUUAUACUUUGAAAAGCAUGUAAAACCUUGUCUCUGGUAAUGUGUGUACAUAUAUAUAUUUGUAUAUGUCAUUUGAUAGGGGACAUUCAGCAGUGGAAAUAUUUUGUGUUAAUUUAUUCUAUAGAAGAAAACAGCUUGUUAAAAGAGGAAAUACGUAUUAAUCAAAUAUUUUGUCUGUUAUCAAAAACUGAAUAAAAGAAUUGAAAGGA